CUCUGGGAGUUCCUUAUUCCUUUCUUCACCCCUUUCAUCACCAAUGAUAUUCAUUUUUACUACGGAUUUGUCUUUACUGGUUGUUUGAUCUUUUCUUUCUUCUUUGUGUACUUUUUUGUCUAUGAGACUAAGGGGUUAUCUUUAGAGGAAGUUGAUGAAUUAUAUGCAUCCGGUAUUCAACCUUGGAAAUCUAGUGGUUGGGUGCCACCUUCUCAUGAUAGUAUGGCCCACACAACUGGUUUCGCUUCAGAAGCAAAACCAAGCGGUGAGCAUGUCUAG
Suhomyces tanzawaensis NRRL Y-17324 is the source of this 279-nucleotide messenger RNA. RefSeq lists its product as uncharacterized. Gene Ontology annotation, biological process: transmembrane transport; carbohydrate transport. The transcript has a single exon. NCBI's taxonomy places the organism in Eukaryota, Fungi, Ascomycota, Pichiomycetes, Serinales, Debaryomycetaceae. The record is from RefSeq and is a predicted model, not a curated record. Gene Ontology annotation, molecular function: carbohydrate:proton symporter activity. The annotation marks the transcript as partial. Gene Ontology annotation, cellular component: plasma membrane.